Perca flavescens (yellow perch) is the source of this 18038-nucleotide messenger RNA. It is a transcript of the gene bsna, whose product is annotated as bassoon presynaptic cytomatrix protein a. The record is from RefSeq and is a predicted model, not a curated record. Bases 77 to 12157 code for a protein of 4026 amino acids. Gene Ontology annotation, molecular function: structural constituent of presynaptic active zone; metal ion binding. Gene Ontology annotation, cellular component: axon; glutamatergic synapse; GABA-ergic synapse. NCBI's taxonomy places the organism in Eukaryota, Metazoa, Chordata, Actinopteri, Perciformes, Percidae. Gene Ontology annotation, biological process: protein localization to synapse; presynaptic active zone assembly. The transcript has 16 exons.
AGGUGGAGGACUAGGGUCCAGAGCUGUCGAGCCCUACCGCCUGGCCACUCACGAGACUCCGACUUCCCCCCGACAUAUGCAGUCAAGCCAGGGGCCCGGCAUGGGGCAUGGCCCCGGGUCUGGCCAUGGGAUGGUUCACGGUCCAGCUGGGUCCAGCAUGGGAGGCCAUGCAGGUCAGCCAAGUCCUUGUCAGCACGCCUCCCGUCGAAACCUCCAAGUCGACUUCAGCGGUUCGGGCGGCUCCAGGACAGGCCGGUCUCCCUCUGUGUCUCCUGACCGCGGCUUGACGCCCACCUCGCCUUACUCGGUGCCGCAGAUCGCACCAAUGCCGAGCAGCAAACUGUGCCCAGUGUGCACAAGCACAGAGCUGUCCAACCCACCGGCUGUACCCAACUACAACACCUGCACCCAGUGUAAGGCCACCGUCUGUAACCAGUGUGGAUUCAACCCCAACCCGCACCUCACUGAGGUCCAGGAGUGGCUGUGUCUGAAUUGUCAGAUGCAGAGAGCUCUUGGCAUUGAUAUGACCACGCCUCGCUCUAUGAGCCAACAGCAGAUUCACUCUCCGUCUCACCAAGCCAAACCAAUCGUCCAGCCUCAGCAGCCCGCACCUCAGCCAAUACAGCCGGCAGCAGCAGCACAGCCCAAACCUUUGGCACAGAGUCAGUCCACUCAGCGGCAGCAGCAGCAGCAGCAGCAGCAGCAGCAGCCACCUCAGUCUCAGCCUAAGUCUCAGGCCUACGGCCAGACUCAACCCUAUUCCCAGACCCAGCCACACUCCCAAACCCAGCCAUUCCCCCAGUCCCAGCCAUUCCCCCAGUCCCAGCCAUACUCCCAGUCCCAGCCAUACUCCCAGUCCCAGCAGUAUCCCCAGUCUCAGCCCCAGUCAUACCCUGCAUCCAAGACAGGGCCCCAAACUCAGCCUCAUACCUCACCAGGCUUGCAGAGACACCCAGGCCCUGGCGGACCCCAGACUCAACCAGGGUCCUUUCAGCAAGGCAUGAGGUCUGACCAGUACUCCCAGAGAGGUCCCGGGGCUCCAGGAGCUGUUGGAGGUCCCACAGGUGGCCCCAACCAGCCAGGGGGUCCACGGAUUCCCCACCCUGGCGCUGUGCCUCUCCCUGGCUUGACCAAGGCUCCGUCCCAGCCCGAUUUGGGUCGCGGUUCCCCGAUGCACCAGUCAAUGGCACGGCACCAUGACCAGACCAGAAGCGCCGGCUCCUCCCCAGCCCACAGACCUCAGAGUCAGGCUCCUCCUCCUGCCCAGGAUGGCCUGACCAAACUGUUUGGUUUUGGAGCAUCGCUGCUCAAUCAGGCGAGUACCCUGAUCAAUGUUGACCCUCUAGCCACCACCUCCACCCAGCCAAGCCCUGCACGAGGCAAAGUGGUGUUUAGUAAUGCAACUACUGACAUCAAGCAUCAACAACAAGGGGCCCCUGGCACCAAACCAUUCACUACGGGGGGCCCUCAUGCUCCAACUCAAAUGGGUGGCCCUCAUGCGCCGAGCCAAACGGGGGGUCCUCAUGCUCCAACUCAAAUGGGUGGACCGUAUGCGUCGAGCCAAAUGGGGGGUCCUAAUGCGCCAAGCCAAAUGGGGGGUCCUCAUGUGCCGAGCCAAAUUGGAGGUCCUCAUAUGCAGAGCCAAAUGGGUGGUCCUUAUACGCAGAGCCAAAUGGGGGGUCCUCAUACGCCGAGCCAAAUGGGAGGUCCUCAUACACCUAGCCAAAUGGGAGGUCCCCAGAUGGGCGGUACCCAAAUGGGCGGUACUCAAAUGGGCGGUCCACAAAUGGGCGGUCCCCAAAUGGGCGGUACCCAAAUGGGCGGUACCCAAAUGGGCGGUCCACAAAUGGGCGGUCCACAAAUGGGUGGACCACAUGCAACAACCCAGAAACAGCCGACCAAGCCCCAUCAACAAGGAAUGGCGCAACAGCAGUCGCCUGUUCAUCAUCAAAAAGGGCAGCAAGGACAACAACAUCAGCAAACACCUGCUCAUCUGCAGAAAGUGCCGCAGAAGCAGGAGCCCAUGGCAGCCCCUGUGCCUGCUCCAGAGCCUGUGAAGCCUAAAGUGAACUGUCCUCUUUGUAAAACGGAACUGAACAUUGGCAGCUCCGACCCGCCCAACUACAACAGCUGUACGCAGUGUCACAGCCAAGUGUGUAACCUGUGUGGCUUCAACCCCACGCCGCAUCUGGUGGAGAAAAAGGAGUGGUUAUGUCUCAACUGCCAGACCCAGCGGCUGAUGUCCGGAGGCGGUCUCGACGAACCUCCACUUCCUGUUCCUCAUCCGUCUCCCAAGCACCAGCCAAUGGGCUCGCCCCGUCACCAGGCUCCAACCAGUCAGCAAAGCCCUCUCCACAAAUACACCAAUCAGCAGGGGCCCAGGCCAGCCCAACCCCAGACGCAGAAAGCACAGGCGGGAACUGGUAGUAGCGGCCCUUUUGCGCCCACUGCUGCCAAACAACCGACUGACACCAAGACCACGACACCAGCUCCGGCACCAAUAUCAACCACAGAGGCCCAGAAACAUCCUAAACCCACAGAAGAGAAACCCAAAACUGAGCCUGAGAACCAAACUGCCAAAGACACCAAACCUUCCCAGAAGAAAGGAGAGCAGAUCACACCGAUCAAGGAAAUCAAGAAGUCCAGGCACUAUGAUGACACAAAAAACAACAGCACCCAUGACUUGUCACGCAGCCCUCAAAGCCUCAGUGACACCGGCUACUCCUCUGAUGGCAUCUCCAGCUCCCACAGUGAAAUCACAGGUCUAAUCCAAGAAGAGGAGAUGAAGCUAAGUGAGAGGGGGAUCAGUGGGCGUGGCUCCCCACCAAGCCCUUCUGAAAUUACAAAGCUAGAAAGCUCCAUGAGGCCUUUGCUGGAGAAGAGCCUUUCUGAAGAGAAGGUGGACAGAAGGGGAAGGAAGCACAGAGACUUGGAUGACAGAGGGAAGCAGCGGCCACGCUCCCUUUCAAUUCCACCAGAUGCAUACGACUCUGAUGAGGAACUAGAAGAUAUACUAGAGGAAGAAGAAGAUGGAGGAGACUGGGAGGGUAAACGGAAGGAAGGGAAGGAGGAGAAAAAUGGUAAGAAAAAGAAGGAAAAAGAGGCUGAGCCCACAGAGAUGACAGAUGAGGAGUUCAUGAGGAGACAAAUUAUGGAGAUGAGCGCUGAUGAAGAAAAUGAGGAGGAGGAAGAGAUGGAGGAAGAGGAAGAUGAGGAAGAUGAAGGAUAUGGCUACCAGAAACCCAAGAAAAGCCACCAUAAACACAUAAUCUCUGACUCAGGGAAAGAGAAAAGACGUCUUCAGCACCACUCCAGCAGUUUCGAGGAGGAAACUAAGAGCUCUACCGAUGUUUAUAAAGGCUCAUUGGAGGAGGGUGAGGAAGAUGUGAUGGCAUCACAAGGUGGCUUGAGGCGCUUCAAAACUAUUGAACUAAAUAACACCAAUAGCUACAACCGAGACAUGGAGCUGGGCAAUGAAAAUGACUUGAGCCUUGAUCGUGAACCAGAAUUAGAGAUGGAGAGCCUGACAGGAUCUCCCGAGGAGCGUUCUCGGGGUGACUACUCCUCCACUCUGCCAGCCACUUCAUCCUCAUAUGGCUCAGGCCAGUCUCCUACUUCCAUCUCAUCAAUGGAGGAGGACAGUGAUAGUAGCCCCAGCAGGAGGCAAAGGCUGGAAGAGGCCAAGCAGCAGAGGAAAGCACGUCACCGCUCCCAUGGCCCUCUCCUUCCCACCAUUGAAGACUCUUCAGAAGAGGACGAGCUGAGAGAGGAAGAAGAACUUCUGAGAGAGCAGGAGAAGAUGAGGGAGGUGGAACAACAGAGAAUAAGGAGCACAGCACGAAAGACCAAGAGGGAUAAGGAGGAGCUGAGGGCUCAGAGACGCAGAGAGAGGUCCAAGACACCACCUAGUAAUCUCUCACCCAUUGAGGAUGCUUCUCCUACAGAAGAGCUGAGACAAGCUGCAGAAAUGGAAGAGCUCCAUCGUUCUUCUGCUUCUGAAUAUUCCCCUCAGAGUCUGGACUCAGAGGCUGAGGGAUACGAGUCCAAACUUUACAAGUCAGGUAGUGAAUACAACCUGCCUACCUUUAUGUCUCUCUACUCACCAGUAGAGAAAUCAUCAACUACUUCAACCACCACAGCACCAUCUUCAACUUCAAAACCGUUAAAGAGCGCUGAGGAGGUUUAUGAGGAGAUGAUGAGGAAGGCAGAGAUGCUUCAGAAACAACAGCAGCAACAGCAGCAACAUGGAAGACAUGGGCAGUACUACGAGGAGGAUGUUAAUGGACAAGGUUAUGAUGACGAGUAUGAAUAUGAACAAGAUCAGGUAGGAUAUGACAAUGAGGCAGCAGAGACAGAAACAGAUAUUUAUGAGGAGAUCCGACAAACAUCUCAGAACAUCACCAAAAUGCAGCAGGCCACAGAUGAGCAAGUAGAGAUUGAGAUUGAAAGCUCCUACCCAGACGAACAGCUCCUAGACACAGGCUCAGCCUUUGCUAAGCUUUUGGAGCAAAGCAAUGCUCUACUUACUCCAGGGACCAGCCCCACCCAGAUCUCAGCUCCUGUCUCCUUUGCUGAGACUGGAGGACGGAUUCCUGAUGUCCGAGUGACACAGCACUUCUUUUCAAAGGAUGGACACAAAGACAGGAUCAAAACCCAAGCAGGAAAGAAUGGAAUAACUCCAGCAGUGGCUGCCACAACUAUUGCAGCUUAUGGCGUUUAUGCCAGAGAUGCAGUAACUAUUUCUCAGACUAGUUCAAGCCACACUAUGACGUCUACUCAGUCUGGUAUAUAUGGCCGGCACAUGGCAAGUCCUGCCACAUCUUCAGCUACAGUCUCAAGUGUAUGCAGCAAAAUUGCAGAGAUUACCCAGGCCUACAGUCAAAGAGAAGUGAUCACCAGAAGGGUAGGGGAGACCAGGGAUGUGCGAGACAGCUCAACAUCUUCCACUGAGAGAAUUAUUGAGCCACGUUCUCCCAAGUAUACUACUUAUUACAGGAGUACCAGUCCUCCUCUUUCUCCAUCACCACCACCACAGAGUCCAACCCGUUCACCUUCCAGGAGAAAUACAGCUGAGUUCUCUACACAGACUUUCAGUUCAGCAUUACGAAUGUCAGAGUCAGCUGGCUCUGGGCCUACAUCACCAGUGACAGCUCAGGGAACCCAAACUUCACAUCGAUCAGUUUCCCCACGGCUCUAUCGUCAGCAGUCUUCCCAGGAUACCCCAUACUCCCCACCUCCAAGCCCAGCUAGGCCAAUGACAGUCAACACUGCUACUUCUCCCCUGUCUUCACCUACCCGAUUUAGCCGGCAAUCAACAUUUGACAAUUACUCCCCAUGUGGCAGCCCUCCAGACACGCCACCUUACCAACAGUCUCCUACACGUAGCUUCUAUCAAACACAAAGAGUUGAGAAAGUAAAUGUGGGAACAAGUAUGGUCACCACAGCCAGCACUUACACCAGAGGGUCCAUGUCAAUGGACAACAUCUCUCUCUGUCGAAUAUCUACUGUCCCAGGCACUUCUAGGGUAGAGCAGGGCCAUAUGAUUCAAGGUGGAAGUGUUGUGGACCUCAGAACAGCCACCAAACCAGCUCCUAUUAUCAUGACUGACCAGGGAAUGGAUCUUACCUCCUUGGCAAGUGAAAGCAGGAAAUACCAUGGUGGAUCAGAGGGUAGUAGACAUUCAACAAUUGUGCAGCCAUUGAUUAUGAACCUGAACACCCAGGAGAUCACUACACCAACCACUGUGAGUGUCACUGUGGCUGCUUCCAUGUUCAUGACCCAGCCCAAACAGCCAGCAGUCUAUGGUGAUCCACAUCAAAACAGAGUAGAUCUGGGUCAGGGCAUGGGUUCGGCUGUGUGUCUUUCCCAGAACAAAGCACCAAUGUCACCUCCAACUGACCCAACAAUACCAAAAAUUGAUGCCAAACUGGAAGACCUCAGUAUCCAACAGAGAGAGCUACAAAUACAGCAAGAUAAGUUACAGAAGCAACAACAGCUCCUUGAACAGCAGUUGCAGCAACAUCAUCAGAUGCAACAUCAACAGCAACAGGCAUCUGCUUUGGCCAGGUACAGCCUUACUGGCCAGAUCUCACCUUUACUGAAAAAAGAUUUGCUAGUCAGUCAGAGUAGUGCUGCCUCAGCAGUGGUCAGUGCUGUAUCACCAGUCAUUAACCCUGAGCUGUAUGGCACUGGUCCCAUUGAGCUGAAAGGGAAGCCCAGUCCUCCUGGUGUGAUAUCAGGAGGUAAAUUACCACAUAGCAUGGUAGUACAGAUGGAUGGAGAGCCAGAGCAGGCCAGGGCAGUGACUCAGCUAAUGAAGGUGGAAGAAGGACAGGAUGCUAUGGAUCUGACAGGAGGCCAAAUUAAACCUGAUAACCAACCAGCUUGCUGUGAUGUUGUUUAUCGACUUCCAUUCGGUGGAAGCUGUGUUGGGGGUGAGAAAGAGGGCAUAAGGCCUCCAUCUGCCCCACCUCUCACCUAUGAGUCUGACCAAGAAAGACAACCUGGAGGGUACCAUGAAUAUCCAGUGGAUGAAGGCAAGGCCUACACAUUACCUUUCCCUGGUAGGCUUCAGCCUUCGAUGUCUGAUACAAACCUAGCUGAAGCAGGGCUUCAGUCCUACCAUUCUAAACUAGAACCACACAUCCAAGCUUCAGGAGAUCUUGCCAUAGAUCUAACUGCUAUGAAACAGGGUUAUGGAGGAUAUAUGGGGAUGCAGUAUGGCUCCUAUACAGAUUUACGGCAUGGAGGGGACAUCACAGCCCAAACACUGCCUAUAAGGAGAUAUAAUUCCUUGUCUAACAUCAGUUCAGACUAUGGCUACUCUGCUCGUGACAUUGCUAGCUUCCAAGAAGCUAACUUGGCUCAGUACAGUGCUACAACUGCCAGGGAGAUCAGCCGCAUGUGUGCAGCACUCAAUUCCAUAGAUCGAUAUGGAAGCAAUCCAGACUUGAUGCAGUUUGGUAGUUUGGGCAGAGGAACCGGGCCUGGGGCCUCCAGACUUGCAGCAGGUCUUGGCAUGAGACAAAACCUCCUAUUUGGACUAGAUGGGAAGCCAAUCUCCCAUAGUCAAGCACUAACCAACCUUAUCAAUGCCAGGCAGGCCAGUCUCAGAGCCAUGUACCCUGCUGCUAUUAGGUCGUCUGAUGGGAUGAUCUACUCCACCAUUCAGACCCCCAUCGCUUCUACACUUCCCAUCACAACUCAGCCUGCCUCUGUUCUUCGCCCACUACUGAGGGGGGUCUACAGACCAUACCCCUCUGCCAACAUGACACCUGUGCCCCUAUCCAGUCUUAGCAGACUUCCAAUGAGCGCCAGAAUACCCUUAACUGGACAAGCUCCAGUCCGUUACCCAGCACCAGGUCUUCUCCAAACAAUGUCAACCACUGCCACUACUGCUGGUGCUGCAACAACUUCAGCACCAAUAGGUGCCCCAGUGUCUGUUUCCAUGACAACUACUAGUUCUACAGUCCAGGAUAAACCAGUGUAUCUCGGUAAAGGUGCAUCCUCAUCAACAGAGGUCACCCCAGUACAAGGAACAGUCAUACCAAUGGACCCACAACAGCAGCCAAUAAACCUGUCCCAGGCCCACCUGAACAGUCAACAGCAACAGCAACAGCAACAAUUGACAACUGCUCAGCAGCCCCAACAGCCUCCUCCAGCAGCCCAUGCCUACCCACCAUCAGCUUCUUCACACACUCACGGCUACACCCAACCUCCAGUCGGCCCAUCUGGCCCCACUAGUGGCUUACCCAUUCCAGGGGGACUUCCUCCCUUCCCUCCACCAGGUGCCAUACACAAGGAAGGUGAAACUGAGGCAGACAGGCUGCAUCGGCAGCAGGAGCAACUUCUGCAGAUGGAGAGGGAGCGUGUGGAGCUGGAGAAACUCCGGCAACUGCGCCUACAAGAGGAGCUGGAACGAGAAAGGAUAGAGCUGAAGCUGCACAGGGAGAAGGAGCAGAUGCUGGUGCAGAGAGAGUUGCAUGAGCUGCAGAACAUCAAGGAACAGGUUCUACAGCAGCAGCAACAAGAACGCGAGAAACAACUUGUUCUCCAGAGGGAGCAGUUGGCCCAGCAGAAGUCCCAGCUAGACCAGAUCCAAUCUUUACAGAAUCAGCUCCAGCAGCAGCUUGUAGAGCAGAAGAGACAGAAAACAGCUGCAGCUCAGAUGGGCUCCCGUUCUCUCCCCAACUCCUCGUCAGAGAUGUGCUUGAGGAGCCAGCAGGAACACAUGGAGACCAGGAGCAACAUGAGGAAACACAGCUCAAUGACCAGGCUGAGCAGGGACAGCUUGGACGGAGACGGCGUGGUGUUUUACGGCUCCCCUCGCAGGAUCGUGGACAGUUGUGUGCAGACGGACGAUGAAGACAGAGAGGAGAGGUACAUGAUGCGUCAUCGCACUAGAAGACGUGGUCGUAGUGUUGACUGCUCCGUCCAGACGGAUGAUGACGAGGACAAGGCUGAGACUGAGCAGCCGGUCCGCCGAAGACGUUCACGUUUCUCCCGGCACACUGAGUCCAGCAGCACUGCCACCACGUCCACCACAACCACUGACACCAAGAGUGACACUCCCAAGAUGGUGUCCUCCAGUAUCGCCAUUCAGACCAUUAGGGAAAUGUCUUGCCAGACGGAAGUGGAGCACCUAGGAAGAGUUUCCCCGGCAAUCCAUGUGACAGUACCAGACCCAAAUAAAGUAGAGAUUGUGCACUACAUCUCCGGGCCUGAGCGGACCCAAAAAGGACAGUCUCUAGCAUGCCAGACUGACCAGGAAGCCCAGUCACAGGGUGUUGUAGCUCCCCAGCUCAGUGUCCCAACCACGGUCAGUCCAUAUUCUUCUUCUACCAGUACCGGUACACAACAAUCUGGUUCUGUCGACCACCUGACCCAGCAGCGCCAGCAGCAGCACAUUGCAGCAAACGCAGCCAAGUUUGAGCGACGCCGCCCCGACCCACUUGACAUCAACUACCAGCCUCAUAACCACCUCCACAAUGAGUCCAUCUCCAGCAUUAUCCGGCAGCAGCAGACCCCCAAAUCCCCACAAGUCCUCUACUCCCCUGUCUCCCCGAUGUCCCCUCACCGCCUGCUGGAAACAUCUCUUUCCAGUGAGAGGCUGAACAAGGCCCAUGUCACACCUCAGCAGAAGUCCUACACAGCCGAGUCCCCCCAGAGACACCCCUCUAUGCCCCGACCCAUCAAGAGCACCCAGAGGUCCAUGUCAGACCCCAAGUCCCUCAGCCCCACCACAGACGAGCACACCAAGGCCAGGCUGUCCCUCUACCAACAACAAGCACUCCAGAGCCAGCUGGCAGCCCUACAGCAGAGCUCACUGCUCCGUAAGGUGAAGCGAACCCUGCCCAGUCCUCCUCCGGAGGAGACUACCACAUCAGGUCACCUGCCCAUGAUGGCACCUGCCCUCCAACAGGUCUACCUGCCCUCCGUGCCCAGCCUCAAGCCCAGCUCCAGGUCUGGCCUUGCUGCCAAAGCCAGCCUCCUCAAAGACCUCACUCACGAGCUGAAGGCCGUGGAGCAAGAGUCGACCAAGCUAAGAAAGCAGCAAGCUGAACUGGAAGAGGAAGAGAAAGAAAUUGAUGCUAAACUGAGAUACCUAGAGCUGGGGAUCCACCAAAGGAAAGAGACACUGGUCAAGGAAAGGGAGAGGAGGGAUAUUGCCUACCUGAGGUGUAUGGGGGACACUAGGGACUACAUGUCUGACAGUGAGUUGAAUAACCUACGUUUAGCAGCUGCAGCUGCAUCACAUGAGACCAAUGGGCUACUGUCAACGAGGCCAAGCACCGCCCCUAUGAGUCAGUUCACGAGCGACCUAAACACAGCAGCCCAAUACCCACCCGCCUCAUCGUUCCUCUCCUGUCAGUACCCCCAGAGCCAACCGGCAGCACCAAUUCAGCAAUCAAGUGUGCAGUACCAGUCUUCAACAUUUAACCAGCCUCCCUAUCCAACAGUGUCUCAGUCCCAGGCACUGCCACAGCCCACGCCCCUGCAGAGCCAUGUCCACCCUCCCGGACCUUCUUACCAGUCUCAAAACUCCUACCCUUCCCACACCUAUCCCCAGACUCAGCCCCCAUACCCCCAGACAGACAUGGGGUUACCAGCUGUACCUCAGCCUCAACCCCAGUCGGGGCAUACAGGUUUCGGGCCUGCACCGCCCGGUCAGCCCCCAUACCCCACCCACAGCUCACCCUAUCCCAGCGCUGUGUCCUCCUACCCUAGCCAGACCCCCCCAUACCCCGGGCAACCCCAAGCUGAUAUCCUGACAGUCCACCCGGGAAGACCAAGGCAGACUUCACUGGCCGAUCUGGAGCACAAGAUGCCCACUAAUUACGAGACAAUCAGCAACCCCACAGUUGUGGUCACCACCACGGCCCAGGAUACUUCCUAUUCCAGUGCAGCCCCCUCUUAUGGUCAGUACACUGGAUCAACAACUAUGGCCAGCUCCUAUGGGCCAUAUGGCUCAGCACCAGUGUCCAGCAGCUACGGUGGGUACUCUACUAUGCCACCUAGCACUUAUGGCCAUUAUACUUCAACAGCAGCUAAUUCUUAUGGCCAGUACACCACAACCACUGCCAAUACUUAUGGCUACACCACAACCACAGCCAGCUCUUACGGACAGUACACUUCUACAGUCUCCAAUGCCUAUGGGCACUCUGUAGACAGUCCCUCCACAUAUAGCUCUGCAGAUGGGAUGUAUGGGGCCCCUGGCUUAGAGCAGAACAUCCCAAGGAACUACAUGAUGAUUGAUGAUGUAAGCGAGCUGACGGCAAAAGACGGGCUGGGCACGUCGACAGGGGACAUGAUGCAUCAUGGCGGCGGUGGGCGUUACCCGGGCGACAUCCACGGCCACAGCAGCACCAUUGGCAGCACAACGCGUGGGGGAACUGGCAGCUCUUCGUACGGCAGGGCACCUGAAGAGGAAGCAGCGAUGCAGGAAGAGCUGUACGACCACCACGGCAGGGCCUGCAUGCCGCUGUCUCCAAACGACAUGGAGAUUGACUGUGAUCUGCUCUCGGUUUCCAAAGCCUACCAUCUGGGCCAAGAAGAAACUGACUGGUUUGAGAAGCCACGCUCCAGUUCUCGACACUACGGCAGCAGCCACUCAUCUGGGAGGAGCCGGCACGGUGUCAAACACACCUACCACGAUUACGAUGAGCCUCCUGAAGAGGACCUAUGGCCUCAGGAUGAGUACGGCCACGGGGGGCGACACUCUUCAACCCGUGAUCACAGGCAGCAUGGCAGCUCUAGCCGACACUCAUCCGCAUCACGUCAUUCAGAUGAGCAGAGGUCCUCAAGGUCAUCUAAGGGGCACCCCAAAGACCCAUCAAUGCGCCAAGACCCUUCAGCACGAUCCUCAUCUUCAGGAAGGCGUGGCGAUUCAAGGUCUGGAGGGUACCACUCUUCAGACUACUCCCGAGAUCCAUCUGCGCAUCACCACGGACAGCGCUCCUCCAGACAGGGGGACCCGCACCGCUCCUCUCGCAGCAAGUCCCAGCCGCCACUGGACAUGCAGGGCCAACCAGGCUCCUCCAGGUCUGGCAGCAGCUCUGCCCGGGCUCAGGGCCCCUCUGGCGGGCCUACUGGGUCAGGGCGACAGAGUGGUCCAGGUUCCCAGACAGAUGGAGCUCCAGGACAGAGGACCCAGCUCCAACAACAAGCCCAGACAUCAGCAGCCAGGCCAGGGCAGCCUGGUGUCGCAGCAACCACCGGCCCUCAGCAGCAGCCCCCAACCCAGGGACAAGGCAUGGGCAUGGGCAUGGGCAUGGGCAUGAGCAUGGGCAUGGGGCAGGGCCAGGCCAAGCAAGGGCAGAUGGGACCAGUGGGUGGACCGAUGGGGCAGGCCAGGCAGACAGGUCCCACAGGGACCACAGCACCCACCAUGGCCAAAAUCGACACGCCUCCUGUAACAGCUAUUGGAGCAAAGGCAGCGCCUGUCAUGGCUACAAAAGCCGCACAGCCCCCACUUACAGGCAUAGGCUCCAAGGCAGUUCCUAGGCCAGGAGGUAUUGGCAGUGCAGCAGCAGGUCAGCCUGGCAUGGAGGGAGAAGGCAUGUUGUCCAAGAUCCUCCCUGGAUCUGCUGCUGAGCAAGCCGGAAAACUGGGAGAAGCUAUCACCGGUUUUGGCAAGAAGUUCACCUCUUUAUUCUGAGGUGCUAAGAUUAAGGACUAUGUAAAUGUCGAAUGACAGAGUCACGAGGCCCCGUACCAGAAAAACCUGUGAAAUUCCCCCUGCUUUUGUUUUACUAAGAAAGAGAGGAAGGAGAGAGAGAGAGAGAGAGAGAGAGAGAGGGGAACAGAGAGGAGAGCUGAGCAUACUGCCAACAAGGACUGGAAUCCUCUGGACACUUCAUGUCUCAGGUCUGAGCACACACUGGCAGAGAGAACAUUCUGCUCUCUCUGGCAGGCCAGACAAUCAUGCCAAGCCAACACCCGUGUUUAGAAGGACUACCCUCUAUCCAGUGUCCCUAGCCAAAGAAUUGGUCUCCACCAAACUACCACAGAGUCCUAGAACCAACCUGUAGCAGUUAGACACAUCUCCGCUCCUUCAUCACAAAAGAGCAACUGGCAGCCAAACAUGACAGCAAAAUUCAAGAAGUUUUGUUUUGUUUUGUUUUUGCUGUUCUUCCUCCAUACCAGUAGAGGGAGCCUACCUGCAUCACUGGAGAUCUACACAGCCGUUGAGGAUGAGUAGAACCAAUGGAAGCCAUGUACCACCUCAGCCCUCCAUGUGGAUUUUACACUGCAGCUUCAAUGGAAGGGAAUAAAAGGGAGGUGCAAUUCUACUUCUCUAUGCUGAUGACUUGACCAUUUAUAUGAGGGCUGCUUCUUCCUGCUUACAGGACAUGGUAGCUUUACCACAGGCAUGGUGGCAUGCUAGGAUCCUUGGUUUCACAGUCCUGUGCUCAAACUAGGAAUAACAGAAACAAAUCAGCCUCUCUCCUCUUUUCUAUCUCUUCUCUUAGUAAAACAAGAGUGGAGAAAAUAAACGUAUAAAACUUGCUGAGGUACUGCAGGUUUUUCUGGUACUAAAGACCUCUUGAUAAUCACCUGGUGGGAAGGAAAUUAAUUUAAAUGUCACGUUGAAUGAAUAAGACAAUGCUAACGACAUAGCUGACACACAGAGAACCAGUGUGUCGGCUAGCGUUUCUUUCCACGUUUUGUUUCUAUCUACAUUCCAGAUUGGAACUAUUGAAACCUUUUGCUCCCCCUCUUCCUUACCUCUCCGCGUUUCUUGAAUGCUGAUUCUUUAUUUCUAAUCCCCGCCCAAUGAUCCUCAACUUGCCAUGUCUUUCAAGAAGUGUAGUGGAUUAAAAAAAAGUAGGAAUUUGGAAUGCAUGGAACUUUAUAUCCAAGACCUUACACUGUUCAUUACUUAACAGAGGCCAUAAAGACACUGGGAAACACAUCUUAGCUAGAUGACGUAAACAAUAACAAAGAAGAGAGAUUUCCGGAGCAACUCACAGGAAUCGGGCCACGGGAAUAGGAGGAGCCUUUCGUUUUUUUUUAAGUAAAAAAAAAUAAAUAUUUGAUUGGUAUUUUGAGUGAAGCCGUAUGUGGUCGGGUUGUUUUUCAGCCAUUGCAAAGCCAUUAAGACAACAUUUACCUGCAGUGCUUGUGGUGAUGGCGUUUCUCCAACUGCUCCACAACAUUUGGCUCUUGGCUGUGUCUCAUGUUGUUGUUGGUGGUUAUCAUUUCUUGUGUUCUCUUCAUUUUUUUUAUAAUUUAGUUUUGUUUAUUGCCUGGUUUUUAUGUUGCAGGUUACCAAUUUUGCCUUAAUCAUUCUUAAAUAUUUUAUUUUAAAGUAAAACUGGCAUCUUUUUUUAUUACACCCUGUAAACACAUUUAAAUCACACCCUUUUUUAUGUAGUAAUAUCAGCUGGACCACUGGCCACAGUGAGAUUAAUUUCUAUUUUUUAAAUUAACUUUGUUUUUGAUAAUUGUUUGUGAUAUUAAUUUUAUUUUAUUUAUGUUUUGUAAUGUUUUGUUACCUUCAUCAUGCCCUCCGUCAAUUGUUUGACUCUUAUUUAUUAUUAAUACUUUUAGAGGUAAGAAAGUAAAGAGCACAAUCUUGUGUCAUUUAAAAAGUUGGUGGAAUAGAAACAUGUUGCCUCCGUCUGUCUUACUUACCACUGAUGUACUGCUCAAGUCUGACUUAAACAUACCACCAAACGUACUACUGCUGUACUAAUACAUCAGAGAGCAGGAGCUCAACUAUAAACAACAGUUUGGUACCACCCAGAUCUUCUCCUCCAACCAACAGUGAGACAUCAUGUCUUCAAUCAGCCACUCGGUGGAUCAAAGUGAUACGCUGCUUGUAUUAGCCAGCUGGAGUCUGAUCUGAAAGCACUGCAGGGCAGCAGAGAGGCACUGAAAAGCAGACCAGUCACACGUCGCGGCAGAACUGGACUUGACAUCCUUACCUGCGGGGGUUCGGGUUUCAAUGUGAUUCUUCUGACCCUCCAAGAUGGAUGUUUAUUGGGAGCCCCGCCAAGCUCCUUACACAUCAGUGUGUAUCCGCAUGUGUCUUCACUCCGUCAAAUGUGCACAGCACACGUGAAAGCACACUCAAAAAUGGUGUCAAAAAAGGGAGAAAAAAAUCCGCACUCAUGUGACUGAGGAACCAAAAGUAACACACUUGGUUGUGUCACAAAGUCACUUGCCUUUAUUUUUUAUUUUCUAUCACAGUGGCGUCCAGACCUGUAACCCAACCCCUGUCAUGGAAACUUCUCAGGUCAGUGUUCUCCCUGCUGUUGCUCCUGCAGUGCAUUGUGGAAUCUGCGGUUCGGUACUCAAACCUACUCUGUCGGGCCAAACAUUGCGAGGCCUUCAGCAAAACCAACGAACCAACCAACUUCUGCUGUAUAUUGUCUGUGUGAACGCUCGCUGGGAACCUUCGCAUGCCGCCCGGCGCAGAAAACCUUAAAGUCACCUCUAUAUUGUUCUGUUCCUGAUGUUUGUAUGUAUGUGUGGGGGUCUGUAUGCGUGUAUUUAACAACCAUCAUCCAAUGUGGAAAAAGAAAAAAAAACAAGACAAACACGAGUUCAACCACAACAAAUAUGGUGGGCAGAAGAGGCAACCUCUCAUCUCCAGUCCUUCUAUGCAAUGAAUCAUAUUUGGAAAAAUAGAAACAUGAGGAGGAAAAGGGAAGUUAAAAUACACGAAUGGGUCAAGUAAUUAAAAAAAAAAAAAGUCACAAUCAUGAAUUACACCUUGGUUAUUAUAAUAUCAAGUUUGCUUUGUUUUGGCAUCCCACAUAGAUCAAAAUAAGGACAUUCUGUGAAUUUGUGUGUGUGUAUAAUAUAGGUCACCAGUAAGCUAGGAAAUAACAAGAAGGGUAUUUGUAUUACUUGUGUUAACCUGGCACCUGGUUCAGGGUCCCCUGUCCUCCCCCACUGGGAGUCUCUGCCAAAGGGUCUCUCUAUAAAGAUGUGUUUGACAGCUGGGAAAUGGCAAUCAGAGCUGAGAGGAUGAGUAAGGAAACGGCAGUGGUCCUGCCACAGAUCCACCACUGUUUUUAAAAAUGUUUCAUGGAGUAGAAAUUUGCCAUCAAAAUAUAAUUCAACAAGAAAAUGUCAAUGGUCAAUCAGUAAUUUCCAUUAAAAACUGUCUGUGUUGGGAAAACUGCAUAAAAAUAAACCUAAAAUGUUCAUGAGCAAAAACAAAAGUUUCACAAAAGAUGCUACACUAUAGUCAAUUUGCUGUUCUAUUAGAUAAGUAUUUCCCAGAAAACAAGGAAAUAAAAUGCAUUUUAAAUGGGCAGUUAGAGGAAGCACUGAAAGAUCCCAGCUGUCAUGAAAGCAUCUGCUGUCGGCCAUCUUUUUUUGGUUUGCUUCAAGCAGGGGUUAACAGAAUAUACAGAAAAGUUGUCCAGAGAUUUAUAUAAAAAUAGACUACAUAUAUACAUUUUAUUUGUUUAGAUGACGAAGGCCCAAAACUCAGCUACCUGAAUGUGCACUUGUUGUGGUUUUGCAGAGAGAGAAGUAUUUAAAGAAUAUCUAAGUGAAACACAAAGCCAGUUCAAACACAAAUAUUUAUAUGCAUAUUAUUGAUAAUAAUAUAUAAUUUAUAGAUUAUAUUUAAUUAAAAAUACUGUUGUAGGCUACUAGUGAAGUACUAUUCAAGGCAUUCCUAAAUUGAAUUAACUGGUGUGAGAGCAAGUUUGUAUGUGUUUAAAGGUGCACAGUAGGCCUAACUCCUUUACAACUCCUUCACUUUACUUCAAGUCACUGAAACUGUGUAAAAGAAGUCAGUAUAUAUUUUUUGUGAAACAUUUAUGGAAUGAUUUAUCUAUGUAAGAAUUUAUUUUAUCAUAGUGAGAGGGGAUAGAAAGCUGUCUGGGAGCGAAGAAAUAAGAGAGAUUUAGGUUUGAAAUCUAUAGACAGAGUUAGAAAUUAUGUUUAUACAGAUGUUAUCUAUCGCUGGAUUUAUGCACGACCACAAUAAUCAAUUGUUAAAAAUUUUUUUAAUUGAAGUUAUAUUUUUGAGUCUGGCUAAACAGAAUAAAAUACAUCAUGCUGUUUAUUUUAUCACAGAAAAUCAGAUUGGUGGAUGUUAAAAAUGUACUUUUCUGGUAAUGUGCUGUCAAUUGAUUUGUUGUUUUAACAUACUUCCACAGGUUUCCCUUUCUCUAUUUUAUGUACAAGAUUACAGGUCAUCAUGGUCGUUGCUUUUUUUGGGUCUUCGUAGAGUUAAAUUCAGCUGUGUGAUUAUUCUGGUUCUGUUUGGAUCUGGCCAUGGCCCUGACAAACCGCACCGAGCCUGGAGAGAUCACUUCCCAGGUACACUGCCACCAGAUCAGUGACUUCAAAUUAGUGUCAAAGUAGAACAAAUAUGAGAGAGAGAGAGUUUAAAGUUAUACCCAAAUUAAUACUAACUUCCUCUAUUGUAUGUCAUAUGUUUUUGGAAGUUUGUAAACAAUUUAAAUGUUCAAUAAAAUGUUCCUCAAUCACUUUUGCCUCAGGAAAGCACACACUAAAUGCAGCAUCGCAACUGAGAUGAUCAAUAGACAAUAGAAAAUAAUGGGUGCAUUUAUGCAGGCGCAAUAAAUUUCCAUCACUUUACGACACAGAUGUGAUCUUCCCAUGACUGCUGUUAACAAAAGGGAUUCAGCAAUCGCCAUGAAGACAUAAAUAACAAAAUCUGUGUCAAAAUGUCUAUAAAAAUAAGAAUAAAAGUCAAAUUUGUUGCUCCUGUGUGAAAACAGCCACUGAAGGUGACUUAAAUAUGCAUAGCAGCAAGGGCUUUUAUACUAAAAUACUGGUCACUGAAGAAAGCCAUCCUGUUACUGCCCUCUAGCCAGUUGUGGUCUCUGUCUAUACUCUGCAUGGUGUCUGUCUAUAUCCAGGAAAGCAAGGUCAGACCACAGCAAUCACCAGUGGGCAAAAUCACCAAGCCACAGCCUGGUUUUUCAGAAGUGUUUGAAGCACAAAUGUAGACAAAAUAAAAGUUAAAACUUAGAGUUGUGUUCCAAAUCAAGAUGUUAACAAAUUUGCAGGGAGAUCUGCUCAGAAAUAGCUUCUUUAAGCCACCCAAAAAACAGAAACUAGUUUUCUUGAGUGAAAUAUUAGGAGCUAAAAUUCAUGUUUAUUCUUUCAAAUUAUGUUUUGGAACAAAACUCUUGUGUUUAUAAGUUUGCAAUAGAACACAAAGGGUCAGAUUUCCAGACACAUAGCCAAGAGAGGUUGCAUCCAUCAGAUCUGUGUUUAAAAGAAGUCAAAUCUCAAAAGUCUUGCGUCGCCUUUGAAUCCGAGACCAAGAGUCUUAGCAAUAACUUUGCCUUUACACACACACAGUCAGACAUUCAGAUUUUUGACCCUUUGUGGCACUGAUCUGGUAUCAGAAUGAGGUAUUUUUCUGGCUAUACAGCCAUUAAAAAGGGAAUGACAAACUCUUAGCGCCACAGACUUAAAAACAGUCGACGGUUUUUAAAUGCAGCUUAGAAUGCUUUUGGGAAACCCGGACUGCGUGUGUUUGUGUGUUCCUAACCAAAAAGCUAGCAAACAGUGCUUGUAAAGUUCGUAGUGUAGUA